AUGAAGGAGUCACCUGUAAAGACACAGCCAAAACUGUGCCAGAGUUGGGCGACGCCACAGGCCCGAUACUCAGAGCUACUUCGUAGGGACAAGUUACGGGCGGUAACGAGGGCACGCUUUUGCAAGAGUUCAAUAGAGCCAGUGGCAACAUUAGACGCGGCGAUUUGGGGAUCGACGCUUACCACGGACGGUGUAUGCAGGGUAGGCGCGGCUAUCCCUAUCGAUGCCAAUGCUGAAGAGAAAGGCCCGAAAGCUCAUUUUAUUAUUCUAAUGUUGUUUAAUGAAAAGGCUGUCCUGGCACAUCUCAAGUAG
Molecule: messenger RNA, 312 nt
Organism: Phytophthora nicotianae INRA-310
Lineage: Eukaryota; Oomycota; Peronosporomycetes; Peronosporales; Peronosporaceae
Exons: 3
Coding region: 1-312 (103 amino acids)
Source: RefSeq, a predicted model, not a curated record